Messenger RNA from Herpailurus yagouaroundi (jaguarundi), 6216 nucleotides. RefSeq names its product E74 like ETS transcription factor 4 (gene ELF4). Gene Ontology annotation, biological process: regulation of transcription by RNA polymerase II; cell differentiation. The record is from RefSeq and is a predicted model, not a curated record. Gene Ontology annotation, cellular component: nucleus. Gene Ontology annotation, molecular function: sequence-specific DNA binding; DNA-binding transcription factor activity, RNA polymerase II-specific. The transcript is spliced from 9 exons. The coding region runs from base 536 to 2527 and encodes 663 amino acids. NCBI's taxonomy places the organism in Eukaryota, Metazoa, Chordata, Mammalia, Carnivora, Felidae.
UCCUCCGCGCCCGCCCCAGCCGCCGCCUGCGGGGACGUGUGUGUUUCUAGUGCAAUUUCCCCUUUCGCUCGGGUGUCUCAGUGCAGGUCUCCGCCGGCUCGCGCCCCCUCCCCGGGCGCCCCCGCUGCCCCCUCCCUUGGCCUGGCCCUCCCCGGCGGCCACCCAGCUCCCCCCCGCACUCCACCCCGCCCCCCGGAGUCGUUUUAUCAGGGGCGCCGGCGUCUCACCUGGUAUUUGCAUCUCGCCCUCCAACUUGCCAUUGGCGGCGCGACGUGUGGGAGAGCCCUGUGCCUCGCCCGCCCGGACCAGCCUGCCCCGGCGCCGAGGUCACUCCUGCGGUUGGCCCAACCCAGCAUGCAGCCUUGAACCUGGCUUAGGCCACCACCUACUCCAGCUCUCUACACCCCCUAUCUCCCUGUGGUUUGGGCUGUAGGCUCUAAGCUCCAAAGUACCUGAACAGCAUCUGUUCGUCAAGAAACCCCCACAGCUCCAGAGGGCCCAGUGAACCCUGCUUUCGGCUCUCUGAGAAGACAGCAUGGCUAUUACCCUGCAGCCCAGUGACCUGAUCUUUGAGUUUGCAAGCAACGGGAUGGAUGAUAUUCACCAGCUGGAAGACCCCUCGGUGUUCCCAGCUGUGAUCGUGGAACAGGUACCCUACCCUGAAUUACUGCAUCUGUACUCAGGACUGGAACUGGACGACGUUCACAAUGGUAUCAUAACAGACGGGACGUUGUGCAUGGCACAGGAUCAGAUCCUGGAGGGCAGUAUUUUGCUGGCAGAUGACAAUGAAGCAACCUCACAAACCAUGUCAACCACUGAAGUCUUACUCAACGUCGAGUCUCCCAAUGACAUCCUGGAUGAGAAGCAGAUCUUCAGCACCUCCGAAAUGCUUCCCGACUCAGACCCUGCUCCAGCUGCCACUCUGCCCAACUACCUGUUUCCUGUCUCUGAGCCUGAUGCCCUGAAUGGGGCAGGUGACACUGAUGACCAGGAGGGACACUGUCUGGAGGAGAAGGUCCCCAGAGAGGAAAGUGCCAAGAAGACUGGAAAAUCAAAGAAGAGAAGUAAGAGAGACGGAGUCCGGAAGACCAAGGGCAACCGCAGUACCUCACCAGUCACUGACCCCAGCAUCCCCAUUCGGAAGAAAUCUAAGGAUGGCAAAGGCAGCACCAUCUAUCUGUGGGAGUUCCUCCUCGCACUGCUGCAAGACAGGAACACCUGCCCCAAGUACAUCAAGUGGACCCAGCGAGAGAAAGGCAUCUUCAAGCUGGUGGACUCCAAAGCCGUGUCCAAGCUGUGGGGGAAGCAGAAAAAUAAGCCCGACAUGAACUAUGAGACAAUGGGGCGGGCGCUAAGAUACUACUAUCAAAGAGGCAUCCUUGCCAAAGUGGAAGGGCAGAGGCUGGUGUACCAGUUUAAGGAGAUGCCCAAGGACCUGGUGGUGAUCGAAGACGAGGAUGAGAGAAGUGAAGUCACGGCAGCCUCCCCUCGGGCCUCCACUCCCUGCACCUCCUCCGCCAGCACCACCAGGCGAGCCAGCUCCAGGGUCUCGGCCAGAGCUGCUCCCCAGGGCAAGGCAGGCCCUUCCUGGGAAAAGCCAAAGGUUCAGAGCGUUGGCUUACAGCCGUCUGCAAAUCUGGAAGUGGGACUGUGUGCAGAUGAGGAGAUCCCCACUACCUCCGCCGUGCUCAUCCCUCCCCCGGAGAGCCAGGCCAAAUUCCCCAAAGCCAUGAGUACUUCUUCAGUGCCCAGCAACAUCCACCUAGGAGUGGCCCCUGUGGGGUCAGGCUCGGCCCUGACCCUGCAGACAAUCCCACUGACCACAGUGCUGACCAACGGGCCUCCUGCCAGUACUACUGCUUCAACCCAGCUUGUUCUCCAGAGUGUUCCGCCUGCUUCGACCUUCAAGGACACCUUCACUUUGCAGGCCUCCUUUCCCCUGAACACCAGUUUCCAAGAAAGUCAGGUGGCAGCACCAGGGGCUCCGCUGAUUCUUAGUGGUCUCCCACAACUUCUGGCUGGGGCCAACCGUCCGACCAAUCCAGCGCCAUCCUCCGUCACAGGGGCUGGAGCAGCAGGGCCCAGCUCUCAGGCCCCUGGGACUGUCAUCGCUGCCUUCAUCAGGACUUCGGGUGCCACAGCAGCCCCUGGGGUCAAGGAGGGGCCACUGAGGCCCUCCUCAUAUGUGCAGGGCAUGGUGACUGGGGCCCCCAUGGAGGGGCUGCUGGUUCCUGAAGAGACCCUGAGGGAGCUCCUGAGGGAUCGGGCUCACCUUCAGCCACUUCCAACCCAGGUGGUUUCAAGGGGUUCCCUUCCGGGGAACCAGACUUUCUCUUCUCCCAGCUGCCCCACUGUUGGGCUGACCCCAGUGGCUGAACUUGAGCUCUCCUCAGGCUCAGGGUCCCUGUUUAUGGCUGAGCCUAAUGUGACCACAUCUGGGAGCCUGCUUGCCAGAUCCCCAACCCCAGCCCCCUUCUCCCCAUUCAAUCCCACUUCGCUUAUAAAGAUGGAGCCCCAUGACAUAUAAAUGAAGGGGGUCGGGGGAGGUGCGUCCCAACAGGUAAAGUUGAACAGCAUUUUUAUAUGGACUUCCUGUAGCAGAGACUGACUGAAACAGCACACCUGCCCUUUUCAGUGGGAUGUCAAUACACCAGAUCCCCUGUCCCCGACCCCUGCCCGGUGUCACCACGGCCAAGCCAUGCCCAGUUUGAGCAUCCGUGGCGUCAGACCGUGGCCUUCAAGAGCACUAGGGGAUAUGCUCUUGUCAGGGUAAUGGGCUGACUUGGUGAUGGAGCGAAAACCUCCUGAGAAGUUUGUGGCCAGGGCUGAGGCAGGGGCUCUGGGGGAAGAGUCCUGUCGUAGGGCUAUAUUUCACCAUCUACGUUCCCUCCACAGGGAAUUUCCUAUCCCAUAUGUGAAUAUCUCUGUAUGUAUUUGUGUGUACUCGUGGGUCUGUAUCUCUGUUUCUUUGGGGAGGAUGGGCGUGUAGCUGUGAGGUCUUCAAGGGUGUGUGUGUCUUUGCGGGUCAGCUGCAGAGAUGGGGAGUGUUUUUUAAAAGAAAGCAUUCUCUAGUGCCCUCUGUACAAACCGAGAUUCAGUUGCUCCGAGGCUGUGGGGUACAUGCUGGAUCCCCCAAAUUGAGAGAGAUGUCACAGAGCUGGAGCAGGUCCAGGGUACGAGGAUUUCAGUGGGCACAUGUGCUGGGGAAGAUGCGGUUAGAAGGGCCAAGGUCAGACCCAGAUAGUCCCCAGGCAGGGGCUGAAAUUAAUUGAAUGUGCCGAGGGUGUGGACUCCCUCUUGAUGAGUGUCAUCCCGAUACCUCCCUGCUGUCAGGCAUUGCUGGGACAGCUGUGUCGCCGUGCAUGUUGGCUGUGCCUCCGUCCUCACCCGUGUGUGCCUGCUGCUCAGCGUGCCUUCUACUCACCUUGUAGGCUUGCCAACCCACUCGCCCCCACAAUGGCUAUCACAGUCCUCGAGUGGACUGUUGACACUCAUCGCCAACUUUCAGUUGCACCUGGCCCUGAUUCCUCCUGCAGCAAGAAGACAGGAGCCAGCAGAUGUGAGCCCCCAUGGCACUUCUCCCAUCUCUACAUGGUUCCUUGCUUCCCUCUUUCUUCUUUCUGAGGAAGUUUCAACUGAUCCUCUAUUAGGUCAAACCCUUGGCCUAACUCCUCCUUCCCCUUUGAAUUAGCUUGCCUCUCUCCUGCGAAAAUUGGGGGGCAAGGCUAAGAGUUAAAACACGUUGACAGCCUCAGAAACAAUGAUAUGAUCUGGUGAAUUUGGUUAAUGUGAAUCAGUGCCUCAGGACCUUUUCUGUGUCCGCAGUAUAAAACCAUCCAUUAGACCUAACUACCUCCCCAGGUUGUUCUCUCUUUCCUUCUGGUCACUGCCAAGCCUCCUAUCAUUCUCUCCCACUCUCUUCUUGUGCUUCCCCCUUCUCUCCCUGGAAAGGAAACAUAUAUGGAUGUGCAGAUGUAUUUAUUACACAUCUCCAACACUCGGCAUUAAAAUGCCUUUUUCUAAUAUGAUCAGUUUAUUAUGACAAAUUCCCAAUGAUGGAAAGUGAAACAUCCCAAGAAAGAGUCACCUUUCAAACAAAAUUUGCACAAAGUCGCUGCAUGGAUUAGGGGUGGCCCUGCCCCCGCCCCAAAUCCAUAGAACUCAUCAUCUGAAGGUCACUGAUACCCUCAUGGUGACAUGAAGUGUCUUCUUCACAGUUCUCAGUCCCUGUGAACCCUCAUGGCUCGUGACACUACUUUCUUCCCCCUCCUGCAGUAGCCGGGUUCUUGGGCUACCCUCUGUACCUGUGCUGGCCCCACAUCUGCCACUUUAAAUGUGGGUGCCCACCAAGGGUCUCAGCCGCUCUCCUGGCUCUGCCUUGGCUCUUUGGGGAUGGGGCUGAAAUUGAGAGAGUCAGCCCCCACUUUUCUCCUCAGCUCCUGCUUGCAUUUCCAGCAGCCUGCUGGACAUUUCCAUCCAGAUGCCUGUCAUGCCUCAAACACAGCCCUUCUAUCAAAAAUGGAUUUGAAAGUCUUCACACACACACACACACACACACACACACACAACCUUUCCCUCCCCCAAAACAAAAAGCUGUCAUGACUUGCCUAUUUCUGUGAAAGGUGCCAUCAUUUUCCUGACCUUCUAAGCUUGACAUUUCAGAGCCAUCUGAUGGCUGCCUUCAUUUGACCCUAACCCUCCCCCAUCUCUUGAAGUCCAGGCCGUUUGCCAUGUCUCCGAAAUCUAGCCUUUCUUCCACAUUCUCAGAGCCUCCAGCCUAGCUCAGACUUACUUGACUAUAUCCCUUUCCCAACACACCAACACACCGCAGUGUGACCCGUCCCCCUCUCUGAUCUGCCUGCUGGGGCACCAGUCCUGUUCUUUCUCUGCUAAAAAGCCUUCAAUGGCUCUUCAUUGCCUAUAGGUAGGGGUGAUACUCAAAAUACUUUAGCCUCCCAUCUGUUCUGGCAGCCGGGCAUUAACUCUUAAUUUGCUGAACCACAAAGCAGUCCAGGGGUCCUGGAGGAGAGGGGAGGGAAUAUUUGAGGACUCAGGGCAGUAAUUCCAAAAGGAAGGUACCAAGUCCUUGGACCUUCUGGCAAAGGCCCUUCACCAUCAAGUCCCAACCGACUUCCCUAGUCAUCUCUCACAUUGCUUCCCUGACCCCCGGGGUCCUGCUCCAAACAGGGAUCCCCUGGCCUUUGAGUUUGCCUCUGUUUGAAGUUUCCCACCUCUGCGAUUUUGCUUUACUUGGUUCUGCUCAACCAGGAUGCUCCUCCCACCCUGUUAGUACCAAUUAAAUCGUAUCCAUCCUUUAAGACUCUGUUCAUGGAAGCUGCCUCCCUAGACCAGACUACCCCUGAGUUCUUCAUUUGAAAUUCGCACCAAUUGCCACUCUUUUGGCAACUGCUCAUGAAUAGUGACAUCUCCUCUGUUAUAAUCACAAACUGUUACUUAAAUCUUCAAUGACCUGGGCCUAUUUAGUCUCACCACUUAGUGUGCCACCUUUCGAGGGGCGGGGGGCUGUACCACCCACAGAGCGGGGCAAGCUAUGAACCAUCUAGUGAGCAUCAGUGAACCCAUUGAGCUGCUGAGAGAUGGGGAUGAAAGUCUGAGGCUGGUGACCUCUGACCUCCCCUCUGCACAGGCACUCACCCUAGAUGCUCCACUGCCCAGGGCCGGACCUCUCUGGCUCAGUGCCCUCAUGAUGCCCCUACUCCCACCCCCCAGCCUUAUCACCCAAGAGUUGUUACUACUUUGAACACCCCUGCCCCUAAAGAAACUUCCCUGUCCAGUUUCUUUCCUAAUCCAAAGUGUUAAAGUAGCUAAUCUGGUCAACUAACCUGUGCUGAUCUAGUUAUGGGAGAGGGCCGGAGGAGACCCUCAGGAGACUGGUUCAUUUUUGCCAGGGUCAUGUGGUAACAACAUCCUUGCCUUUGCGAAGACGGUGUAAUGGGGUCAGGAGACCCGCUCCUCACCCCCUAGCAGCUGAUGUAUCCCUCCUUCCUCUGGGCUCCCGCAGCACUUUGUGUAUACCUCUUACUGUAGCACUUAGCACAUGGUAGCUCCUUAGCUAUGUGUUUAUGUAUGUUGCCCCUCUAAUAGACUGUGAGCUCCUCAAGGACAGGGACUGUGUGUUAGUCACUGAUGUAUCCCCAGCGCCUAGCACAGUGCCUGGCACACAGUAGGUGCUCAAUAAAUGUUUAUUGAAAGAAA